CCACCCUAAAUAGGGGUUUUUGGUUUCUUUUGUACAAGAUGGCGGCUCCCAUUCGAUUUGAUGGUCGUGUAGUUUUGGUAACUGGUGCAGGAGGGGGGUUAGGGAAGCAGUAUGCGUUAGCUUUUGCAGCAAGAGGAGCGUCAGUUGUCGUCAAUGACUUAGGUGGAGACCCGAAAGGCGAGGGGAAGAGCAGUCGCGCUGCAGAUCUAGUUGUCGAAGAAAUCCGAUCCAAGGGAGGGAAGGCAGUAGCUGAUUACAAUUCCGUCGAGGAUGGCGAAAAAGUCGUUCAGACGGCGCUUGAUGCUUUUGGACGGAUAGAUAUCGUGAUUAACAAUGCUGGCAUACUGCGGGAUAAGUCGUUUGCCAGGAUUAGUGACCUGGAUUGGGAUUUAAUACAAAGAGUUCACCUUCGUGGAUCGUUCCUAGUGACAAGAGCAGCUUGGCCUCAUAUGAAGAAGCAAAAAUUCGGCCGCAUUAUCAUGACCACGUCAACUUCUGGCUUAUUCGGGAACUUUGGCCAAGCCAACUACAGUGCAGCAAAGAUGGGGCUUGUUGGUCUCAGCAACACUCUGUCGCUAGAGGGCACAAAGUACAACAUUUAUUGCAAUGCUAUUGCACCUAUUGCAGGAUCAAGGCUAACUCAAGGGCUAAUGACACCAGAAAUGCUAGAGGAGUUAAAGCCAGAGUAUAUAGUGCCAUUGGUUAUGUAUCUUUGCAGUGAGAACUGUGAAGAAAAUGGGGCUGUGUUUCAAAGUGCAGCAGGGUGGCACUCAAAAUUGAGAUGGCAAAGAAGCAAGGGUAAGCUGUUACACAGAAAAGGUAUAGAAGUGACCCCGGAGAUGAUAAGAGAUAACUGGGAUAAUAUAACUGAUUGGUCUGGAGCAGAAUACCCAUCUCCUCAAGAUGCACAAACAGUUCUAAUGCAAAUUAUAGAAGACAAGAAUUCUGGUAGUGAAGACACUAGUGGUGAUAGUAAAGAGUUCUCCUUCUCCUACACGCACCGUGACAUCAUACUCUAUGCUUUGGGAGUAGGUGUUUCUGCCAAAGAUGAUUACUCACAUUUGAAGUUCUUGUACGAAGGCCAUGAGGAUUUUUCUGUUCUGCCAACUUUUGGAGUGAUCACUUCACAGGGUGGGAUGUCAGAAAUCUUUGCAAAAGGUGAAUUAGGAGGAAUCAAGUUUGACCUGUCGAGA
Molecule: messenger RNA, 1193 nt
Organism: Actinia tenebrosa (Australian red waratah sea anemone)
Lineage: Eukaryota; Metazoa; Cnidaria; Anthozoa; Actiniaria; Actiniidae
Product: peroxisomal multifunctional enzyme type 2-like
Molecular function (GO): oxidoreductase activity
Source: RefSeq, a predicted model, not a curated record